UUAAGGAAUUUGUGAUGGAAUACUUCCCUCUCGUACUUUCCAUUUCGCGUGUCAUUCCUCUUUCCCGUCGCGCCUCCGUCGACUUCUGUGUCUCGUAGGUACAGCAUCUCCGUCUCUCAGUUGCAACAUCUGCGUCUCUCUCUCUCUCUCUCUCUAGGUUUAGGUUUAACGCAGUAGAGAAUAUUGUUCAACAAAGAAGAAAUAUACGGUGUUAAAAUGGAGUUGUCAAAGAACCAAAUUUUUGCUGUUCACGGGGUUGCUGGUGCUGGGUCAGUGGCUUUUGCCACAGCUUUCACCUAUCCUCUCGACACUAUCAAAGUCCUCACUCAGGUUGGUUCCAGUGCCGGUAAAGAAUUGAAUGCAUCCCAGGUUUUUAUGAGAGUAAUCUCCGUGUCCGGCAAUGCAGGUCUUUUCGGUGGUUUUGGUUGGAUGGCAUUUGGAAGGGUUUUUGGUCUCGGAGCACGAUUUGGGGUUUACGAAGUCCUAACAGCCUUCUGUAAAGAUGGUCGAGAAGAUAAUUAUGUCACUGCUUCAGAGGCUCUUUUGUCUGGCAUGGUUGCUGGUGCCACAGAGACAUUCAUAAGCUCUCCAUUUGAACUCAUCAAGCUUCGUAUGCAGGUUACCUCUGCUUCAAAUGUUCCAAGUUCAAACUUUGCUUUGCAAGAGGGGGCUCGCAAACCGUUGAUUGCAAGAUUACUCACUGGCUGCUAUCCGGACAAGAGGUCUUUGAACCAAUAUGUUGGUCUCAUGUCCACCCUAACAACCAAAAACACUAACCUUACAGGUGCUUUACUGGAGUAUCCAUGGGCAAUGACAGGAUCUGGGAAGCCACCAUCAGUUUGUAAUGUGAGAAGGCCAUCAGACAUUAUAUCUUUGGAAGGAUGGAGAGCAUUGUGGAGAGGUUUGCGUUCUGGAAUUGUUCGAGAUUCUGUGUUUAGUGGCGUAUUUUUUUCGAGUUGGCAACUUUUGCACCAAGCAAUGCUUGAUUGGAAGGCUGUAGGGAUGAGUCCUCCACCCAGGUUAAAUGAAGAAGUUGGUCCUUUGUCUCCUUUGGCUGUUAGUCUUGCUGCUGGAUUUUCAGCUUCAGUUGCUGCCGCUGCUUCUCAUGGUUUUGAUACAACUAGAAGUAGAUCACAAUGUACUGUGCUGCCGAAGAACAUGAGUACAAUUGGAUAUGCAAAGAUAAUCUCCUUAAACUAAAUAAACACUUACACAACUUUAAUAAAGAGUACUCUUAAGGUUUAAUCUCUCUGCAUUUCAACCAAGGAGAAGAAAAGCAUAUGCUGAAGAUGUUUAAAACUAUGCUGUCCCAUAUUAUGUCCAUGGUCAGAACUUUUAUAUUUAAAUUCCAUGAAUUCAGCAUCUUAUUUACUCAAAGAAAAAAUUUCUGUUUAACCCAAUAGGAUGGAGCCAUUUUCUAUUUCCAGAUAUGUACCUCUAUGCUCUGUAGUCCCAAGUUCCUAACAAGCAAUCAAACACUUAUAGGAUAGCCUUUGUUUCUCAAUAGCCAUCACAUUUAAUGUCAUGAGUAAGUUGUAAUAAUAGGGAAUAUAAACAUGUAUAAUAUAAACUCCCCUGCGGGUUGAGUUUAUACCAUAAAAACAACAGUGAAAAAAAAUACCAACACCACUGGGCAGAAGAAAUUGUCAACUGUUACAUAUUCCCUAUAGAUAGCCUUUGUUUCCCGAUAGCCAUCACAUUUUAUGAUUUCACACUUGCUGCCCUGAUGUUUAGUACUGAUAUCUGCUUAGUAAAUCAAGCUUUAAAAGUUACUGGGGCAAAAUGUUUGAAUGAUGUCAAACUAGCAAAAUUAAGCAUCGUUGACUGCUGGAUUAGUUUGGCAUUAGUGUCUUCAUAUUCCCAUAACCGACCCUUAAUUCAAAUAAUUUUUUUUUCUUUUCAUUUAGACUUACAAAGGCAUUUUUGUGGUUUACCAGUGGUUAUUUACUUGACAGAAACAAUAUUUUGAUACAUAAUUUUGACAACAAUUUGAGUGGUUAAUGCAAUUUAAAUGUAGUUAAUUACAUUAAGUGAAUGGUUAACGAAUAUAACCAAGUGUUGCAACUUAUUAACCAUCCACUAAAUGUAAACCACGAUUUUGAACUUCAUUAACCAUAAUUUUGAGGUGUUCAAAUGUACGUGAUAUCCAUUAAUCAUCCAUAUUGUGUUCAAAUAUACAUGAUGUUUAAGUGUUAAAAUAUACAUAAUAUCCAUUAACCAUGAUUUGUGUUCAAAUAUACACGUGAAAAUUGUGAUUAACCGACAUUUAAAAUCGUAGUUAAUUGUGUUCAGUUGAUAGUUAAAGAGUUGCGAUACUUGGUUAUAUUCAUUAAUUAUCCACUAAACACAAUUCACCAUUUAUUUGAACUGCGUUAACCACCCAACUUGUCGAAACUUGUUGUCAAAUUUGUGUCAAAAUAACAAUUAUUUACUUAAAGUUUAGAUGCUUAGUUCUUCAUAAUGUCAUUUCAAAUAUUGAAUAUUAUUUCAAUUAAGUAAAGUAAAAAAAUGUAAUUUCACAUAUUUCCAAAUUCCAACCAAUAUCUGUUAGU
Cicer arietinum (chickpea) is the source of this 2552-nucleotide messenger RNA. NCBI's taxonomy places the organism in Eukaryota, Viridiplantae, Streptophyta, Magnoliopsida, Fabales, Fabaceae. The record is from RefSeq and is a predicted model, not a curated record.